Aspergillus japonicus CBS 114.51 is the source of this 1430-nucleotide messenger RNA. RefSeq lists its product as uncharacterized. The record is from RefSeq and is a predicted model, not a curated record. Gene Ontology annotation, molecular function: protein binding. NCBI's taxonomy places the organism in Eukaryota, Fungi, Ascomycota, Eurotiomycetes, Eurotiales, Aspergillaceae. The coding region runs from base 1 to 939 and encodes 312 amino acids. The transcript has 4 exons.
AUGGCUGGUAGAGCCGGUAGAAAACGCUCCUCGUCUUUGCUGGCUCAGAACCGCCGGGUCAAGAAGCCUGUCCGAUCGUCUAUGACCAAGAAGGUAAGUGUUAAGGCGAAGUUAAUGAAGGGUGGGAAGGUGAAGGAUGAAGAGAAGAAGGAAGAAGAGUCGACGCCGAAGGGCCCGCCUCUUACAAGCCCCCUCGUGAGCCCCGUAGUUAGCUUGAUCGUGGGCCCGGAUCAUCGCCUCUUCGUCGCGCAUGAAGAUGUACUCUCCCGGGCUACUUUCUUCGACGCUGUCCUCCGGGAUCAGUUCAUCGAGAGCAACUUGAAUAAAGUCGUGGCUCUGCCAGAUGAGGACCCGGAAAUUCUUUCCUGCAUCCUCGAAUUUCUCUACAAAGGCGACUACUACCCGCGUCUUCUACGUGGGGACGGUCUCGAAGCACCUGCAUGGCGCCUCGAGGAAGAAGCUGACAACGAGAACGAGAUGCAGCACAACGCCGAGGAGGUCCUAGCAACCAAGCCAGUUCACACUCGUUCCAAUAAUAAUGAUGGCUCCACUGGCCCCAACACCUCCCCUACUGCCACCUUCCAUCAUCACCGCGCAGGCCUCAUCCUCCGGGAUACGGCCAUCUACUGCGCCGCCGAGCACUACGGCCUCCCCGAGGCCCUCAAGCGCCUCGCCCUGCGCAAACAGGGUCUCCGGACCGGGAUCGCGGUGGAAGUUAUUCUGCGGUCCGCGCGUUUCGCGUACGAGCAUACGCCCGAGUCGGAGGAUCAACUGCGCGCGCGGUACCUGGCCAUGAUUAUCCGUUCGCGGGCGGUCUUCAAGGCGAGCGGCACGAUGCAGUUGGAGAUGGAGAGGGGGCAUCCCUUCUUUUUCGAUCUGUUUGUCGCGCUGUGUAAUCAUGUGGAUGAUUUGGAGGGCAGGGUUGCAGUAGCUGAGUAAUGUCUGGCAUACCUGUGGCAGCAUGGGUUUGUGUCGAUGGAUUUACUGGCUGUGCCCUGAUCUCGAAUAUCGUUUGCUGGGUUGCGCGCGGCCAAUUUUCGGAGAAGUGCUCACACACAUCAGCAAAGAAAAAACCCAUAAAAAAAGGUGAAAGGAACAGAAAGCAGUGUCUUCUCAAGCAAGGAUUUGCAUUGAGACUCGAUCGAGGAAGGGACCCGUUUACUGAACCUGGGAGCAUGUUCUGGAAUUAUCUGUUAUAUCUUAAUCCUCUGCUUUACUCUGCAUCUGCGUUGAUCUGCUUUACUUUGCAGUUUCAGAUGAUCUAUGUGUAAUGAGGUUGUAUCGGACUGGGAUGUGAUUUUGCAAAGGGAAAUAUGAAAAUCUAUAUGUGUGUGUGUGUGUGUGUGUGUGUGUGUGUCGAUCUUUCGUCGGUCUAUCUGGAUACUUGAGUUGUGCUCGUGUUCUCAAUUUGCGUGUUGGGCUGUUCUCUG